This is a messenger RNA of Trichoderma harzianum CBS 226.95, 2703 nucleotides long. RefSeq lists its product as hypothetical. Gene Ontology annotation, cellular component: cytosol; nucleus. Gene Ontology annotation, biological process: protein deubiquitination. The coding region runs from base 13 to 2298 and encodes 761 amino acids. Lineage: Eukaryota; Fungi; Ascomycota; Sordariomycetes; Hypocreales; Hypocreaceae. The record is from RefSeq and is a predicted model, not a curated record. The transcript has 3 exons.
GGAGGAAAUACCAUGCAAUCCCAAGAGGACGAGGAUAUGCAAAGGGCGCUGCGCGAAUCAGCACAAGAAGCGGGGCUAUCGAUCCCUCCACAAGAGUCAGGCGUCAUAAGCCAGUCGACUUCAACGCCGUACUUUGGCCCGGCGAACCGUACCGAAUACGACCAGGACAACUGGGCCAUGGUUCCUGUUGGGCCGCUCAAGACAAGGCUGGAUAACGCCCCAUCGCCAGCCCAGAGAAAGCGAUCUCCCGAAACUCCAGCAUUCUUGAUCCAAGGAUCCGGCUCAGCGAGACACCACACCUUGGGUGGUUUGCUCACGAUUUUCAGUCAAAUUCCCUUAGCGAGGAAUGUUCUCUUACGGUGCGGCUCUCCUGCGGCAUCCUACGGCUUUAAUAACGAAUGGUGGAAUGGACAAGAAAUCCUACCCCCAGAGGCUUUACGUCAAAUGCAGCCAGAAGAAUCGGGGUGGGGCUACGACAAUGCUGCGAGGCCAAACUUUGAAGAGGAAAUCCAUCGGCUCAUGGCGUUUCUCGAUUCGACAGAGAGGAGUUAUGGAACAGUCAAUACGCUUACGAAUUUGAUGCAAGAUACAACAAGUGAUAUAGAGAAGCAAUUCUAUGCCCAACUCGGCGACACCAAUGAUGGGGAGUUGCUGGAGCCCUUGCAUCAAGAAGCGAUACUGGCAAGCGUUGGCACUAACGAGGACAGCGAGAUCCAACAUGCGAGAUUUGGAUUGCUUGAAUUCGACCACUCAGGGCUUGAGUAUGCACACAUCAAAACUCUCUACGAAGCCCUCGAUUAUUUGAUGUGGGGAGACCUAUUAUCGUGGCAUGAUGCCGACGACAGGUCUAGAAUCGCCAUGUUUAAGAAGAUGGGCGAAGUUCUAACCAUCAAAGUCGGAAACGAUGGGCCACUUGACUCUUUUGAAAUUCCGGAAGUGCUAUAUCCUGAACGAUAUCUGGAAAGCCGUAAGAAGGAGGCCAGACGGAUAGCAUCUGCUUUACUGGAAACCAAGAAUGCACUCGAUAGCGUAACAACUGAAGAGCGACGUCUACAAGAAUGGCAAGAUGACUGGAACCAGCUGACGUUUAACAAGACGGACAUGAUCCGCAAUGCUACGGAGCAGUGGAAGGCGUUUUCAGAUUAUCUUGAGAGCGCUGGUCGGUUUCAGGCGAUGGAGGCUUCGGGGUUCGACACGAACAAGUACCCCAAUUACCGGGACGCCCCAUGUCAAAUGACCGAAGUGCAGGCCAAACACUCUGAACAGGUGGACGAAGUACUUCUUUUGACCGAACGGAUACUGCAUGAUAUGGAAGCAAAGACCGAAGACCUCCGCGUUCAGCUAGAACAGAUUCAAGCCAAACAACGCUUCCUCGGCAAACUCUUGACUGUUCCAGACAAGCCAGGCCGGCCAAAGCCAAUGACGUGCAAGAAGUAUCUUCUCCGGGGCGUGGCUACUGAUAGAGACAUUGUUUACGUCUGCCAGCGCCUCUAUCCGGAAUCUGUGGAAUCAGAAGACCCGAAAUCACCGGUCGAUCAGUGGUGGCGGCUAGAGUACUCUCCCAACGAAGACCAACUGGUUAGAUCCGAGAAGGUAGAAGUUGAGCGAAUCUUUAGAGACGUAUGGCUCGAGACAAAGACGCCACUGCUCGUAUAUGCGACUGAAGAAGCAAUCUCCACGCCCAGGGCCCCAUUGUCAGAUGCCCUGAAUAUGUUUGUUAGAUCGGAUAAUAAGGCGUUCCGGCAAGAGCUGAAGCGGCCUGUGGCUGACAGCGUUGAGGAAAGGAGGCAUACUUCUGUCGACCCAAUCUCACCUUCCAAGCGAAAGCAUCGAGAUAGCAUGGACUCUAUGGACACCAACCGAGCGUCUAUCGGCAGCGAAGAUAGAAGUCCGUUUGAAAAUGCAUUUGACGAGCAGGUAGAACAGGCAGAAAUGGAGAUGGCGGACAUGUCGGGGGGCAAGUCGGAGUAUGUCAGGGGCUCUGACGCUGAGGAUAAAUUCGGGCCUCUCGAAAUCCCACCGACCACACUUAAUCGUGAUCCAGCUCAGAUUACGAUUGAAUCUGCAACUCUUACGCCAGAUACGCUAGCGGCAAACAAGGGUGAAGCACAUAGGCCAACUCCUUCUGAAGACAGCCAGACAGACGACGUAGUGAACAAGAUGGCUGAGGCUCAGGUGGCUAAGAGCCCGGAAAUGCAAGAGCGAGUUCGGCCGCCGUCACUGAUACGACCACCUUUGGGGAACGACACUGGGAGAGAUCUAAGUAUGGACAUGGAGAUAUCCGAUAUCCAGGAAUAGAUGUCUAGAAAAGGGGACUUAGAAGGCAUAAUUACAUGGGCACGUCAUGAUUUGCCUGCCAAAUGAAGAAGAAGAAGAAGAAGACGGAAGAGAGGCAAGGAGGACAAGUUUGUCUUAAAGGCUUUCGGGGAAGAAUCAACGAUGGGAAGAGGUCACGGACUGGUGGCGAGGUCGUUUGUAUAGGGAGCUAAUCGCGGACUGCAAUGCACCACUUUCAGUGGGCACGAUAGCGCAAGAUUUUUGAAUGGCAUUGUUGGACUUUUGGCGCUGAGAUUCUCACUUUUAAGUGAGAUUUAGACUCAGAACUCGGUUACAGCGGCGAAGUGAAAGAUAACUAUUAGUAGCCAGUCUUGUUAUUUUACGAUUAACCUCUAUCUUAAUUUUCAUUCUGAUGCUAUCCCCGAG